Galeopterus variegatus (Sunda flying lemur) is the source of this 788-nucleotide messenger RNA. RefSeq names its product fatty acid desaturase 6 (gene FADS6). Gene Ontology annotation, molecular function: oxidoreductase activity, acting on paired donors, with oxidation of a pair of donors resulting in the reduction of molecular oxygen to two molecules of water. Gene Ontology annotation, cellular component: membrane. NCBI's taxonomy places the organism in Eukaryota, Metazoa, Chordata, Mammalia, Dermoptera, Cynocephalidae. Gene Ontology annotation, biological process: lipid metabolic process. The transcript has 4 exons. The coding region runs from base 67 to 717 and encodes 216 amino acids. The record is from RefSeq and is a predicted model, not a curated record.
UCUGGCUGCCUCCUCUAGGUAUGCACGGCCUUCACUGCCGAGUACGCCAAGCAGGGGCACGUCAAGAUGCACCACGGCUACACCAACGUGGUGGGCCUGGGGGACUCAAGCACGUGGAGGCUGCCUUGCCUCAACCGCUAUGUCUACAUGUUCCUUGCUCCUCUCUCACUCCCCAUCGUAACCCCGCUGGUGGCAGUCGAGCGGCUGAGGAAGGUGGAGCUCAGGACAGCGCUGCGGACACUGGCCCUGAUUUCCCUGGGCCUUUAUUCUCACUACUGGCUGCUCCUGAACGUGUCAGGCUUCAAGAGCCCCCGCUCGGCCCUGGUCUGUAUGUUCCUCACCAGAUCCCUGCUGGCCCACCCUUACCUCCAUGUCAACAUCUUCCAGCACAUCGGGCUGCCCAUGUUCUCUCGCGACACCAAGCCCCGACGGAUUCACAUGAUGAGCCUGGGGGUGCUUAACCUGCCGCGGCUGCCCGUGCUGGACUGGGCGUUUGGCCACUCACUCAUCAGCUGCCACGUGGAGCACCACCUCUUCCCCAAGCUCUCCGACAACAUGUGCCUGAAGGUGAAGCCCGUGGUGUCCCGGUUCUUCCAUGAAAAGCAGCUGCCAUACAAUGAGGACUCGUACCUGUCUCGCUUACGUCUGUUUCUCAGUCACUACGAGGAGUUAAUGGUGCAGGCCCCGCCGAUCACAGAGCUUGUGGGGCUGCAAUGAGGGCCAGGCCGGUACAGCCUCUGCUGCUCCCCCUGCUGCUGCAGGCCCAGUGGGUGUGGCUCAGUGGCUGG